Messenger RNA from Cotesia congregata, 2538 nucleotides. NCBI's taxonomy places the organism in Eukaryota, Metazoa, Arthropoda, Insecta, Hymenoptera, Braconidae. The record is from the annotation of a GenBank genome assembly.
AUGGCAGAGACACCACCAAAGCGUUACAAACUUUACUUAGAAACUACAAAGAAACGACGGAGUAAAAGGACUACUUCAUUUCCAAGAGCAGUUGAUGAAUACAGACAAAAACAUAAUACAAGCGGACCAUUGAAUAUUUUUGAUGUUACGAAUUCAAUGAAGUCCUCAAUUGUCGACGGAAAACAUUCUAUAAGCACCAAUGUCGCUGGUGUAGAAAACGUCAGUGGGGUGGAACCCGAGAAUCGAAGUAAUUCGUCUAGCAACUGCGAAGAAACGAAUCUUCAUCGGCAUAAUCAAGAUACGUCAAUUGACACUCAAACAAUUACUACGGAAAUCAAAAACAAUACGUUCCAACCAAAAGAACAUACCGAUUUUCUGAAACAAUCUUCGAACGGUUAUGAUCGGAUCAUGUUCAAAGAAUCUGAAACGAGUAUUAAUGAUGUUAUAACAAUGAUAACUGGUUUUACGUUGAGAUUCGGUUUAUGUAAUAACGGGAGAACACAAUUAAUGGAAAUGUUCAAAUUAUGCGCGGGAUCUCAAUAUAAUGAUGUCUCAAUAUCUGAUCAUCAAUAUAAUAAAAUAUUUGAGAUUCCUGAAGAAACAAUAAUAGCUCAUUAUUAUUGCGCAAAAUGUACAAAGAUAAUUUAUAUAUCGCCAAAGAAAUCAAUGAAAGAUACGGAAGUGAUUUGUGAUCAAUGUGUAGAAAUUAUUCGAUUAAAUUCUCUCAAUGAAAAUUAUUUUUUAUCAAUUAAUGUUGAGUAUCAAUUGAAAGAACUUUUAAAAUCAAAAAACAUUUAUUCGGCAAUCAGUGAAAGUUUCAAUAAUGAAUAUAGUAACAACUCUAAAAUUACAGACAUAACGGAUUCAGAAUUAUUUGUAAAGUUUGCAAAUAACAAUGAAAAAACCAUAUAUUUAAAUGUUAGCACUAAUGGAACACCAAUAUUUAGAGAAUCAAAAAGGAGCAUGUGGCCUUUACAAAUACUGGUUAACAAUCUACCGCCUAGAUUAAGAUUUAACAAUGUGAUUAUUGCAGGAUUUAUGAUAGUAACCCAUGAGCCUACUCCAGAAUUAAUGAAUUUGUUCAUGGAAAGUUUUGUUAAACAAAUUGAAAAUUUAAACAGUAAAGGGUUCAAUUUAGCUGACAAUAAUACCGAAAGUAAUCAAGAGAAAAUCAACGUUGCAGUUUCUAAUUUUUCUGCAGACUCAGUUACUCAAGCGUUAUGUCAAAACAGAGUGAAGCAUAGUGAAUACUUUGCUUGCAGCUAUUGUUAUAUAAUGGGAGAAACAUCUGAUGGAGCAAAACAUUUCCCAUUCACUGCAACAAUUGAAGAAUUAAGAACGCAUGAUUCACAUAUUAAAGAUGUUGCAAAGUGUAAUAAGAAGAAGCCAAAAGUGGAAUGUCGCGGAGUAGAAGGACCAUCAGAAUUAUUAUCUCUGCCGAAUUUUGACAUGGUUUGGAGUUUUCCGUUUGACAGUAUGAAUACUUGGGAUUUAGGUGUAACAAAAUUUUUGUGGGAAUUGAUACUAAAAGGCUUAAACAAAGAAGAAACAUUAAGACUAGAUGAAUUAGUAAAUACUAUUAAACCACCUUGCACAGUUGGGAUUUUUCCAAAAGCGUUCACUGAUUUCAACAAUUUUGAAGCCAAGGAUUUUAAUGCUUUAUUAUUAUUUUAUAGUAUACCUAUCGGGUUCGAUAUAUUUAGUGAUGAUAUAAUGUAUCUUCUUGCACUGUUAUCAAAAGGUUUGUUCACUUUAUCACAGCACGAAAUAUCUGAAGAUGAAUUGAACGAGUGUGAAGAAAUGUUGAUAAUAUUUGUAGAUAGUUUUCAAAAAAUUUUUGGGGAAUCGAAAAUGAAGCUUAACGUCCAUUUACUGUUACAUGCAGUUGAUUCAGUACGUAAAAGUGGCCCAUUAUGGGCCAAUUAUACAUAUCUUCAUGAAGGCAGUAUUCAUUUUUUAAAAAUGCUUGUAAAUGAUGCCGAAGGUGUUGAUCUUCAAAUAAUUGAAAAAUCAAUAAAUGCUAUCAAAUUUAAAUCAGUAUUCCACGAUAAUAAUAGAAUUACUAAUGAAAAAGUAAGUAUUUACUGUAAAAAUCUUUUUUCUGAUUGUAAAGAACCAUUGAUAGGAACUAUACACAAUGGUGUUCUUUAUAAUGAAUCUGACAGUGUAAAAUUAAAUCAUACUUCAGAUAAAAAAUAUUAUGAUAAAUGUGUUUAUAAUAAGAAUAUAUAUAGUACAAUGUUUUAUGAUAAAACUAAUAAGUGGGAUGAUAGUUAUAUACAACUGAAAUCUGGUAAAUUUGCUCGAAUUCUAGAAAUAUUUUCGAGUGAAAAUGAAAAUUUAAUAACUAUUGAAAUAAUAGAUGUCCAGCAAUUGAAUAUAAACGGUAUUGUAAUGACUCACGUAUGGAAAGUUGAAGCAAAAGAAAUUAAAGUUGUUAUAACAUCUUUAGAAAAUGUUCUUCGUAAAGUUAUUUAUAUUAAAGGCGAAAAUUUUGAUUUUAUAACUGUACAACCUGGUAACUACCACAAUGACUAA